This is a messenger RNA of Chara braunii, 1441 nucleotides long. Lineage: Eukaryota; Viridiplantae; Streptophyta; Charophyceae; Charales; Characeae. The record is from the annotation of a GenBank genome assembly.
GCCGGUGGUUGUCGAGUUACCAAACAAAGCCCGACAUUGGAAAUGAAGGGAGGUGGAGAGGCAGAGGAUGACGGACACACCGUUGCCGAAGGUGAGGGAUCAUCCAAUGAUGAACAGGAAUCAUUAUUGAACUUACAGACUGGGAGAGGCGGUGCACUCUCGUCAUCACUGUUAUCGUUAUCGUUAUCGCCACAGCCGUCGGUGCCGUUAUCGUCCCCUAUAUCCUCGUUCUCAUCACCAUCGACAUUGCCAUUGCCCACAGCCGUUUCAGACGACCAUUGCAGCAGCCAUAGGCUGUCUGACAUGUCAUCCUCGGUGGGCAUGUCAGAGAUGAUCUUUCUAGGAACUGGCUGCUCGACUGGUAUCCCAACGCUGUCUUGCGUUUUAGAGAAGAUGGGCGAGGGGUGUGACACAUGUCGCCUUGCACUCUCAUUGCCCCCAGAAGCGAACAAGAACUACCGUUGCACUCCAUCUGCAGUGAUCCGGUUCGCGCAUGAAGAUGGACGGUCCAGAUUCAUUCUCAUCGACGCAGGUAAAACGUUUCGAGAGCAGGUCAUCCGAUGGUUCCCCAGGUGCGAUGUGGCGAGGGUGGAUGCAAUUCUUUUGACGCAUCAUCAUGCAGAUGCGGUCCUUGGGCUUGAUGACGUGAGAGACGUACAGUCCCACGAUCCAGUCAGCGGCAGAAUCAUGCCGCUUCCGGUGUAUUUGUCUGCCACGUGUAUGUCCUACGUCGCCAAGCAGUUUCCUUACCUUGCGAUGCAACCUGAUCCGGUCACAGGAAACACACCACGACGAGUGUCGUCACUGGACUGGAGAAUCGUCGAGGAGUCGCCACACGUUGCCUACGACAUUGAGGGAUUAAUGAUCCGUAUGUUGCCAGUGAUGCACGGAGAAGACACGGUGGCACUUGGCUUCUUGAUUGACAAUGGACGACAGAGAAUAGCCUACAUAUCGGAUGUGUCACGAUUGCUAUCAGAAACGGAAUGGCAGCUAACUGCUGCAACAACAGCCGUGGGCAAAAAGGAAGAAGUGGAGAGAGAGGUGCAUCCUCGCAAAGAGAUCGAUUUGCUCAUGCUGGACUGCCUUCUACCGUGGGGCAGGCACCCAACACACAUGUGUCUGCCACAGUGCUUGGUUGUCAUCCGCAAACUUCGUCCUGCCCGAACUUUACUAAUUGGGAUGGGUCAUGAGAUUGAGCAUGAGUCGCUCAAUAAGAAGCUUCUGCGUUUGGCUGAUAGUGAAGGGAUCCACGUGGCACUUGCGUAUGAUGGCUUACGUGUUCCAAUCAUCCUAUGAGGAGUUCCCCAUUAGAGGACAGAAAGACCAAACCACUCAUAAACCAGCUGAAGUCGAUGAGUGAAUGGCUCAAUCAGAAGCUUACACAGUGAGAGAGAGAGAGAGAGAGAGAGAGAGAGAGAGAGAGUAAAUAAGUUUUAUGGUG